AUGAGACAUUGGUUACUGAGCCUAGGGGCGCUCCUCGCCAGUGGGGUAUCAAUCAACGCGAAAUUCUGUCGCUGCCAGCCCAGCCAACCUUGUUGGCCAAAUGAAGCAGCCUGGACUGCACUGAACACUUCCGUCAAUGGUAAUCUGGUUACAGUGAAGCCACUCGCAUACCCUUGCCAUGGCGCGAACUACAAUGAUUCCGAGUGUGCUGUUAUAAAGGAGAAUACACACAAUUCAACCUACAGAUCAGCUCAACCAGGUGCCCUUCAAUGGGAAAACUGGGAAACAUGGCCUGAAGAAGACGAGCAAUGCUACGUCGAGACCCUUCAGUCAACACCAUGCAAACAAGGUCGUAUCUCACUCUUCUCCAUCAUAGCCCAAACAGCAGAACAUAUUCAAGCGGCCGUCAAAUUCGCAGCUCAUCACAAUAUCAAGCUCGUUGUCAAGAACACCGGACACGACUUUCUUGGCCGGUCUUCUGCGCCGCAUUCUCUACAGAUUUUCACACAUGGAUUCAAAGAUAUCUCCAUUGCUGAUCAAUUUCUCCCCAAGACAUCCGACGGGACCGCCACAUCGGAGAAUAUCAAGACCGUGACUCUGGGCGCCGGUGUUCAGCUGCACGAGAUGUAUGCGUAUCUAGGCUCGAAGGGUCUGAUGGUCACCGGAGGCGCCUCAAACACAGUCGGUGUCGCUGGGGGCUAUAUACAAGGAGGCGGGCAUUCUUUUCUGGGCUCGCUGCACGGGAUGGCAAGUGACAAUGCGCUCGAGUUCCAGGUUGUUCUUGCAGAUGGCUCACUCGUAUUUGCAAACUCCUAUCAAAAUGCCGAUCUCUUCUAUGCAUUACGAGGCGGUGGUGGCGGGUCAUUUGGCGUGGUUGUCAGCGUGACUGUCAAGGCCUAUCCUGACUACCCUGUGGUAGUCGCGAUCACGAACUACAGCACUACAGCCGCUGAGCCUUUCUGGAAUGGUGUUGAUGCCUUCCAGAAGCAUAUUGUGCGUCUCAGUGAUCAUGGUGGCUCGGGCUGGUAUGGCAUUAUCCCCGAUUCCAGCACGGAGGUCGCAGGACUGUCGACAUUCUUAGUCUUCGAUACAUUCGUUAACCAAACAAACACCGAGUCCAUCGGGGACCUCAUGUCGCCAAUUUACGCAGACUUGGAAAAUGCUACCGGGAUGGCACCGCUACAUGAUAUUCUGGCAUUUCCUUCUAUGUCAAGUAUGUACUUGACAACCCUGCUAGGCGACGAUACGACCGGUCUCCAAAUGCGGUUCGGGUCACGACUUGUAUCGCGCUCCUUUUUUGAGUCAGGAGACUCCUCGAAGCUCACUCAGGGUCUCUCGGGUCUCACUUUUGGCCCGGGGGAAGCGGCUGUCGGCAUUCUUGCUGGUGGUCAAGUUUCCAAAAAUCGUCAUAUCGAGUCUGGGCUUAACCCUGCGUGGCGGGAUACCAUGGUUCAUGUUAUCAUCGCGCGAUAUAUGAGCACGAAUAUGACUUUUGAGCAGCAGGAAGCUGUGGCUUCCAAUAUCACGGAACAUGAUGUGCCUAUGCUCAGAUCGCUUGAGCCGGGGAAGAUGGGUGCCUAUGGGAAUGAAGCUGAUGCGGAUGAAUUGGAAUUCCAGCAAUCAUUCUGGGGGAAGCCUAUCCUCGUUUACUGGAUAUUAAGAAGGCGAGGGAUCCGGAUGAUCUUUUUAUUGCUAGGAAAGGCGUGGGGAGUGAGAGAUGGGAUGAUGGUGGACUUUGCCGUGUUUCCUAGUCCGUGCUGCAGCUUUAGGCCUCAAAAUACUCCUUUUGUUCCAAAUUCACAUUUCACUGUGCCUCGAGGCAGAUUAAUUUUGCCUCCGUCUUACGUUUACGGCGUAAAGACCAAAGCCCUCACCUCCACACUGAUCCUGGGACAAACAUCAUCUGGCGCAUUGGGCAAUGCAAAUGAUGUAUGA
Messenger RNA from Penicillium nucicola, 1935 nucleotides. Its product is annotated as FAD-binding oxidoreductase. Lineage: Eukaryota; Fungi; Ascomycota; Eurotiomycetes; Eurotiales; Aspergillaceae. The transcript has 3 exons. Gene Ontology annotation, molecular function: FAD binding. The record is from RefSeq and is a predicted model, not a curated record. Bases 1 to 1935 code for a protein of 644 amino acids.